ACGAAGUGUCGUCGUAUAGAUCGUUAGCUGACUGGCUGUCUGGCUGAAAAUAGUGAACGAGUUUUCGAAAUAUGUUCGAAUAAAAGUGAUUACAGUGAGUGAUUGUCAUCUAGCAAGAUGGUUGAUGACGUGAGAGAUAUUACGGAAACCGCUGAAAAUAAAGCGUCUGUGGAUGCUAUAGACAGAGCCAGAUUAGCACGCGAGAGACGUGAAGCGGAACAAAGGAAGAGGCUGGACGAGUUGCGGGCGCACGCAGCGGCCGCGCAGGCGCAGCGAGAGAAGAGAGACGAGGAGCGCCGCCGGCGGCAGGCAGAACAACGCGCCAGAGACGAUGACAGAAGGCAACAGGUAAACCACCAAGUGGAGGAGCGCAAGCGCGCGAUAUGGGAGGCGUCCAUAUCUCGGCGGGAGGCGCUGCUGCAGCGCGAGCGCGAGCGCACGGAGCGGCUGGAGCGUGCGCGCGCCGCCCGCUCCGCGCCGCGCCCCGCUUUUGCCUUUGGCUCGUCCACACCACGACUCCUCGAGCCCCUAGAUUCCGCAGGCUUCUUUUGGGCCGCGCGCAGUACCAACCCCAUAGAUCAGAUGAACUUUUUUGAAUCACUGGCGGCAUCAACAACCAAUGUGAUGUUCGCGUCUGCGCCACUCACAAAGCGCGCCUCAGCGUUACAACUUGACUCCGACAUCGAUAACAAAGACGAGCCCGACCGCUCACCGCAGCCCGUAAUGUGGUCGUCGGUGGCUAGGCGCCGCACCGACUUGGUACCUACACUGCCGGCACCGCGGGCCCCAGGUAGGGCUUACUCGAUGACCAGACUCGACAAGAUCCCCUCGCAGCGGCCGCUCCACUCCGCCUCGCCCUCCAUGCAUCACCUCAACAGGACCCAGACGCGGUCGGGAGAGACGACGCCGGGUUCUAGGCCGGGCAGCGCCAUGUCCAACGCGACAGGCGUAGUCCGACGAGCUGCUUCGGCCCCGAGGAAGCCACGCCCGGCCUCCAUUGCCGGCACAGGAGUCAACACGCCCAGAGGCGGCGGUGACAUGAUGUCGCUAAGCGUGGCGACGACGCCCUCGGUGUCGCGCGACGGCACGACCAUGGCCGGCGGAGACGUGCCGCGGCGCGGACAGACCACACCUCGUCGCCCACGACCCGUCUCUAUGCACGCUGCCGCUAAACCUGCUUCAACCAAUCCGGCAGACGGCAAGCCGCCAGUACACAGAAAGCCAAAGCCAGCCAAAGAUCACGAUAAGACUCCGCGCGGCAAGUCGCUGUCAGCGUCGCCCGGACGCACCUUGUCUCCGACACCAGCCGCUUCUAAGGAGCCUAGCGUCGACAAAGAAGUCGCUAAGAUCAAUAAUCACGUCAUAACAGACAAGAACCAGGUGAGCGCAAUCGAGGUGACACAAAAACUGGAAGCCUUGCAGAUCCAGAAUGGAGAGGAGCAAACGCACGCUCACAACCAAAAUGUAGAUGUUAAGGUAAGCGAAAACAAAGAAACCGUAGAAGUUAAGCCGCAAGAGAAAGCGACCGAAACCCCCAAACCGGUAGAGAUUGCCAACGAACACAAAGCAGAAGCACAGAAGCCAGUCGAGAAGAAAGAAGACAAACGAGAGGAGAAGAAGGAACCUUCGCAAGAGAAGACUGAUGAUUCAGAAAUGACAGCGUCAAUGACGGCUCGCCGUAUAACGACCGAGGAGGAGGCCAAGGCCGCGCUAGCUGAGAGGCGCCGCCGCGCGCGCGAAGAGCUUGAGAGGCAGGCAGAGCUCGAGAGGCAAAGACUACAGCGCGAGGCCGAAGAGGAAGCAGAGAGACAGCGGCAAGAAGAAGAGAGGCAGCGGCGGGAGGAGGAGGAGGCGAGAGAGCUGGCGCAGCUGCAACGCCGUAUGGAAGAGGAGAAGCUGCGGAAGGCUAUUGAGGCGCAGCAGCAGUUGGAACGGGAAGAAGCGGAGCGUAAGGCGCGCGAAGAGUCUGAGCGCCAAGCCCGCUUGAAGGAAGAUGAGGAGAAGAGGAAAGCUGCUGAGGAAGCAGAGAAGAUCCGCAGGGAGGAGGCCGAGCGAGAGGAGAAGGAGCGGCUAGCGCGCAAGUUGCGCGUAGAGGCUAUCAUGGCGCGGACUCGGCUCAAGAAGCAAGCGGAAGAAGAUAAGAAGCAACAGGAGAACAAAGGGCAGGCGCAGACGGGGUCUACCCCUGCCGCUCCAGCCGCCGAUCAGCCCGCGCCGACCCCGGCCGACAACGGCAACGCUGUCGCCACUGGAGAUUUACUGGGAUUCGCCGCUAGUCAGCCAGAAGAAACAAAACCUCAAGAGGAAGUGAGCGCUCCACAAUCAAACAACGCCGCGCCGGCACCGGCCAAGGAAUCGAACCCCACACCCAACAACGGCAACGUCACUGCCGAUCUACUGGACCUGUCCGAACAAAAUAAUAUUGAGGACAAUACGCAAGAGCAGACGUCAGCAGCAAACAACAAGCAACCAAUAGAUAAUUCACCGAAUGCCAAUGCUCCGACAGUAGAAACCAACAAUGGUAACGUCCAACACGUUUUGGAACCGAACACCAAUGCAGGCCACAUAUCGGCCAACUUCAUCCAAACUGAACGGAUGUCCGCAGAGCAUAGUCAAAAUAAGUUGCCUGAAAAUGUACCAAAACUAAUCGAAGACGAUUUCACUGCGCACAACGGUCAUGGGGCGACUCACAAUCAUCCUCUGACGUUGCAAAACGCAAUAUAAAUUAAAAUAGGAAUGAAUAUGAAAUGCGAGCGGUUUUCAUAACGUAUAUAUUGGCUGCCGGCGACGUGAGGUGAGUAGUAGCGAACAAAUCGAGGUAGACCCAUAAUAAUAUAUAUUCGACUGAAUUAGACAACUUACGUGAUAUUGGAAUAUAUCAUGAGAACAUAUUGGAAAUUUAAAUAGGUAUAGAAAGGGAAAAUAUGGAGGAAAAAAUAUAAAAGAAAUAUUGCAAUUGUAUGUAAGGUGCCUUUUGUAAAUAAGUUAUUUUUUUGGUGCUAUGGAUUUUUAUUGAACCAUAUAUAUUAUUGAAACUAUGUAUGUACCUUAUUUAUUUCAUGCGUAGAGAAUUGUUUGAUUGUGCACCUAUAUAGUGAGUUUAUUGAAGCAGUAGCAAUUAUUUUCCCUAUAGUAUUUUGGAAUGACGUUACUUUAGGAUAAUACGGAUCCUCAUGUGGAUUUUGUUGAGUUCCCAGUCUUGUUGCAGCCAAUAUGUAUGAUAUAGAAAACAGGAUGUUGGUGUCUGCUACUCUAAAACCUUCACUGAAAUAUCCUCGGAUUUAGUGGGUUUCAUUUGUGUACGUAUUAAAAAUAUCAACUCUGUUUCUGCAAGGAACUAUUUCAUAUACACAAUACUCGGAUAAAUGAAAAAUAUGUUUUGUGUUGUAUUGUCUGGCUGAGAGAGCUGUACGCCGGCGACUUGUAACGCGGGAAACCCGAUGGCCGGGGCUCAUUUUCGAGACUAUAAUCUCUAGUCAAUGCUAACAACAAAAACCUAGUGGUAUAACCGUGUGUUGUGUAUGGAAUUUGAAUAGUAUUGCGGGUGAUACGCAGAAAAUAUAGAUAAUUGCGGAAGAGCGAGAUAGUAAGUACUUUCGUAUUACUAGUGAAACUACAAUACAUAUAUUGGCCCCGAUUCCUGCAGACACCUCCUAGUUUUAUUUUAAGGGAAUACCCGUCAUUUUCUUAUUUGCCGAAAAGGAAAUGACGGAUGAUUGACAACUGUUAAUCUUAAAAUGAAUGAAAAGCCCGAGCGAAUAAAAUAUGCAUCUCGCUCGUAUGCAAUGCGUGUGCUGUGAACUUAAUUCGGUCGGGUUAUUGGCCAAUAGAAAAUUUUGGAAGGGUUUAUUUUAAUUUCUACCUAAUAUUGACGUGUUCCAUAAUUUUUUUUUUUCCCUUUUUGGCGGAUAAGAAAAUGACAGGUAUAACUUAAAAUAAACUCAGAUGGUGUAUACGGGAAUCAGCACCAUUGACUAAAAUACUAAGCUAGAUUUUUCAAUGAAAGCUAGUACUUCUAAUAUUUUAAAGUGGUAACAUUUGAAUGUAAUUAUUUACGUCAACAUGUAGUAUGCGAUGGUGCCUUCGCCGCUUCCCCUCCCCCGCACUUCGACCACGACCCAAGAUGUGAUACAGAUUAGAGUAGCAGACUUGGAAAGACACUAAAUUAUGCUAAAUAAUGAUUAUUAAUGCAUUUAUAUUGCAAAUCCUUGAUUCUACUAAGAUUGAUAGUUAUUACAAUUGGGUAUGCUAAAAAAGAAUUUGGCAUUUCUUUUUAAUGAUAAUAUACAUUAUUUUAAGAAAGUAAUAUAAUUGCUUGUUUUAACUUUUAGUUCACUGGAUAUUUCCAAAUAUAUGUUUUUAAAUUUUAUUACCUUGAUGACGUGAUACACGCAAAACGGAACGACUUGUUACUUUUUAACGAUUUACAUUGUCAAAAUAUAUAUUAUUUUUAUUACCAGCCAAUCACGAAAUAUGUUUUCUUUAUUGGAGGUCUUUGGCCUGUUUUCCUGUGUCAAGUUUAUUUUAACGUGACCAACGUCUUAGGGGUAGAAUGGUCAUCGAGAUUUUUUAAUUAUUUUAAAGUAAUUUUUAACUUGAUUUUCAAUCUCAGUUUUUAAUAGAAAAAUAUGGUAUCAUCAUCAUCAUAUGGUAUCAAACCAAAUUAUCUCCAUAAUUUAGCAUACCCAAUAGCAAAAUUAAAUAAAUUAAGGAUCAUAAUCACUGCUUAACUUUCUUCAUGUUACGAAAAUAAAAAAAAAUAUUUUCAUACAAUAAUAUAACAUUUCUUUGUUAGUGUAUGUAGGUAAUGAGUGGAUUAAAAUAAAAGAUAUAUUAAUAGGAUCAGGGACUAAUGGAAUUAAUGUCAUUAAUGAUUCUAUUAAAAAUCAUUAACAAAUCGACUUUGACGGUAUCAUUUAGGUUGUGUAUAAGAUGCUGUGGUAAUAGCGUAAUUAUUACACAGUGUGCAUUACAUUUACUUUGUAUAAAUUUUAAGUUUUAUUUAUUGUGAUGUUGUAUUAAAAAUAAUAAGAAUCCCGGCUGUAGACCUGCAAUUUGUUCGUCACAAAAAUGACUCAUAUGAACAAUUUCACUCCUCUCAGUAAAUAUACUUGGAGAACCGCUCCACUACCGUGACGAUGGACUUGUUGGGACUUGGGGAAGUGGAUGUGCAAUACAUUUUUUAUGUAAAUGUAUUAAAGUGUGCGCCCAUUUCCAAGUGCACAACACGGACUGAGAGACAAUGCACCGAGCGGGAACUCGCUCACUCGCCUUGGACAUAACCAGUGAUAACCCACACAUACAGAUGCUUGAGUUAUCGAUAAUUCCAGUAGAACCUUGAAGUAAUGUUACGAUUGGUCAAAUUAACUUGUUAUUAUCUUUUCGAACAAGCAAUAAAAUGACACGCAAUAAAAGCUAUAACGUGCAUUAAGAACAAUAAUAUAUGUGUUACAGCAAUAGAAUUGUACAGGGGGGUUAAAAGACCACAACUAAUCAAUUCAUCUAUAAAAGCAAUAUUGCAAUGGGAGAUUUUCUUUUUUAGAGUCAAAAAAUAAUAAUAGUUCUCAAUAACUCGUCAGAUGGCGCUUAACCAACUACGUUACUGGGCCAUUGCCAAAGAUGCCACGAACUAAUAAGAGAUUGAUUCAUUUUUCCUUGUUAUUUGCUUAUUUUCAAGACGUGACGUAAUAUGUAUUUUUUAUAACAAGUUUUGUUUUCAAAAUUUCAUCGCAGAAAAAUAAAUAAUUAAGGUUUCGUUAUUUGCAGUAACCUGCCAAGUUCAGCGCCAUCUAUCCAGCAGCUAGGAAUAAGAAUAAAAUAAAAAGAAAAUCCCUUAUUUGACAUUUGCGCAUUUAAAAGUAAGUGCGCAAUGCAAACAAAUAGCAACAUUGCUUUUUUAGAUGAAUUACUUUGACGUGGCUUUGUUAACCCCCCCUGCUCAUCACCAUAAUACACACAAUAUGGUCUUAGCAAAAUGAAUGUGGUAAUGUAAUAAAACAUAAUAAGUUAUUUAACACAUGCAUAAACAAUUUUUGUAUAAUAAGUAGUUAGCGUUCAAAAUGUAAUCUGUUUUUGCGAAAAGCUUUGCCCAUUUAGUUAUUUAUUAACGUAUUCAUUUCUUUCAAUGUGAUUUUAGAUAUGUUUAGUAUAUUUUGAGCGAUCUAUGUAUGUAUGAAUUUAUUUGAACAUUGAAAAUCUUACCUUAAUUUCACAAAGUGAAAUAUUAUCACUUUGUGAAAUUAUUCUUGUAGUGUGUUGGAACUUUAUCUGGUUAUCAAUACACUGUAUAUAGAAUCAAUUCAGUAUCACUACAUAACACACGUCUAUGAAUUAUGUUGAAUCAUUCGUAAACUGGAUACAGAUAUCCGUAUAAUAAUUAGUCGUAUAAAUAUAGUAGGUAUAAAUAACAAAUUCAAAAUUUCUUAAUUAUUUCAUGCUGGAAUCUAAAGUUUCUGACUGUAUAGGAAUUCCAUAUAAAUAUUAUUUCAAUUCAUAAAUAAGCAGUAGGUAACUGGUCCUUCUCCAGUAAUAUAAUGAUGGUUAUCUAGACUCUACCGUAGUUUUAUCCUCUGUACAGCUUUUAAAACAUUUGGCGUUACGAUUAGGUGAACGACUGAAAGUAAACGUAUCCUUGCUGUAAUAGCAAGCAAUGUAGCAAGGUUUUGUAACACUCUUUUCCAAAUUUAUUACGUACACUUUUUUGCUUGUAGGUAAUGUAUAAAUUUUCACUACAGCCCAUUUAUAUACGAUUUUAAUCAUGUAGGUGAAUAUACAAACGGCCUUAUUAAAAUUACUUAUACUUAAUGGUUGUUUCUUUCUUAUGAGUUUUGUAUAACAUUUUUGUAUAACUUUUAGUUGGUGUGGUUCGGAAACUCGUGGUGUUAGAGACAGAGAGAGGUGUUGGGCUCGAAUUAAAUUAGACUUCGUCCUGGUCGGCCAUGCUGGUAAAACUAGCUACACUCAAUAAAAAAAAUAUCUCUUAAAAUCCGUCCAGCGGUUCCAAAGUUGUAAAGAUAAAAAAAUUACUGGUUAAAUUUCUAUAGCUAUGUCUACAUCAGUGUGCAUUUGUGUUGAUUUUGCGUCUUCGGUGACGCGCGCACGAGUAACCAUAGCGCAUGCGCCAAAAGUAUUUGAAUAUCUGAAUGCCGCACGCCGAUCUACCAGUGUCUUUCCAACACAUGUCCGUAUACACAACAGGACCCUUCGUCUGAUUCGAUCGACAACCAGAGUUUCACUUUCGUAAUAUUUAGUACCUUCCGAGUAGUGUAAGAAAAAUAAUAGUACCUUUACAGUUAAACAAAAAACUUGAAUUAAUUUCCAGCAGGACCCUCCGUGGUUUGAAGGUCUUCAGACCAUUGGUGUAUAUCCCUGUAUAGCGGUGCAUUAGUACCUUCAGAUUAUCUUCGUUUUCUUUUAAAACAAAUAUUAGUUUAUAAGAAAUAAAUCUACAAAAUUUUUAUACUGCCAGCAGGACCCUUUUUUGUUUUGGUGCUUUCAGUCCAGACAUUCAUAUUUCCUAGCAGCAGUAUAUUAGUACUUUUCAAAAAAAUAUCGCUUAAUUAAAAAAAAAUGUAUUAAAAAGUAAUAAGACUGAUUCUUUAUCAGAGAAAAUAUUCUAACACUUUUAUUUAUGUGAUGCAACCAAUGAAAUAAAAAACAGUUUUCAUGUUAUAUUAGGUAGGUACGUAGUUUGAUAUCGUCAAAAAGGAAAACACAAUGAAAAUUAUAACAAAAAAUAAAUUAUAUUUACAAAAAUUUACAUUAGGAAUUAUCAAUCAAAAUUACAAUUACCAAUCAAAAUUACAAUUACCAAUAGAAAUUAUCAAUCAAACGUUGUUCAGCGUGGGUUAAUAAAGAUCAUAGUAGAUCAUUGGUUGCAUCACAUAAAUAAAAGUGUUAGAAUAUUUUCUCUGAUAAAGAAUCAGUCUUAUUACUUUUUAAUACAUUUUUUUUUUAAUUAAGCGAUAUUUUUUUGAAAAGUACUAAUAUACUGCUGCUAGGAAAUAUGAAUGUCUGGACUGAAAGCACCAAAACAAAAAAGGGUCCUGCUGGCAGUAUAAAAAUUUUGUAGAUUUAUUUCUUAUAAACUAAUAUUUGUUUUAAAAGAAAACGAAGAUAAUCUGAAGGUACUAAUGCACCGCUAUACAGGGAUAUACACCAAUGGUCCGAAGACCUUCAAACCACGGAGGGUCCUGCUGGAAAUUAAUUCAAGUUUUUUGUUUAACUGUAAAGGUACUAUUAUUUUUCUUACACUACUCGGAAGGUACUAAAUAUUACGAAAGUGAAACUCUGGUUGUCGAUCGAAUCAGACGAAGGGUCCUGUUGUGUAUACGGACAUUUCCAACACUGGUAGAUCGGCGUGCAGCAUUUCAUGCAUUUUGGAUGGCAUUGUUUGCUUUUAGGCUAAACAAAUACUUACGUGAGGGGCAUAAAAAUGAGUCUCCAGUAGGCAAAAAUAAUAUUUUACUAGUUUUAUUUAAGCGUGUAUCGCAUCUCGAUAAUGUUGUUAAAAGCUUGUAGAUAGUUAAGCGUGCCGCGUCCAUCUUAUGACCAACCAAAUGCAUGCGACAGGCGCACAGAUACAUACACCUAGAUAAAAUGUUGCAUGUAUCAUAUGUCACAGCUCUUGAAGCAAGGCGAAUUGUUAGUUGAAACGCAAUAUGAACAUGAAUCAUUAUCUGAGGUACAAAUAACGUAGCACAUCACCUACCUAGCACAAUCACAUGCAAAUCAGGACGAAGUAUAAUAUCAUUUCAUAAUAACUGAGCUCCCAACAGGCAAGUGUUCUUGCGUAGGUUACGAUUUUCACAUUAUAACUUUAUAUAUCAGCAAUUAUAGGUAUGAAUGAAUCCGAGUACAUAAAGUCGCAGGCGGUGCUUGGAACCGUUGCUUGUUAGCUGUCAUAUAAAAUAUGGUAUGUAAUGUUUUUAUGUAUAUCACACAUGGCUUCUAUGUACGUUAUUCUAUAUUAUGUUAGCAAUCGAUGGAUUUAUAAGGAGAAAGUUUAAUAAAAAAUAUAAAAUUUG
Messenger RNA from Pectinophora gossypiella (pink bollworm), 9026 nucleotides. RefSeq lists its product as uncharacterized. The transcript is spliced from 18 exons. Gene Ontology annotation, cellular component: microtubule cytoskeleton. Gene Ontology annotation, biological process: microtubule cytoskeleton organization. The record is from RefSeq and is a predicted model, not a curated record. The coding region runs from base 118 to 2724 and encodes 868 amino acids. Lineage: Eukaryota; Metazoa; Arthropoda; Insecta; Lepidoptera; Gelechiidae.